AAAUAAAAGAUCAAAACCCUGAUUCAAUUAAAUCCAUGCAAUUAAUUUUCGGUUAUUGUAAUUUUAAAGAUCUUUCUUAAAUUACACAGAUUUAAUAUAUUUUUAAAUGAAACAGACAGAUUUGUAGACUUUUUAGGAUUCGUUUUGUUCCUGUUGAAGUGCGAAUUCAUGAUAAAGUAAAAAAUAUGUAUCAACCUAACAAAUUAUUUAAAUUACUUAGUAAAGUUUAAAAACAAAAAAUGUUUACAAUAAAAAGAGCGAUACUUAUUCUUAUUUUACAAUUUACUACUAUACAAAUGUACAGACAUUAUAAACCAUUGGCUGCGAAGAUAUGGAGCGAGCGAUGUCAGAAAAAUUCAAUGGUAUUGAAUGAUUGUAACUGGUGUCGAUGCAACGCCAGACAGGAGUAUGACUGCAAAGCUAGAGUUUGCGAAGAAAUCGAUAUGUUCGGACAUUUUAAAGAUGCCAUCCAAGAAAUAGACGUAGGCAUGGAAGGGCAUGGAUCAUGGCGAUCCAGACCUCUAGCGUGCAAUCCAGGAGUACACUACCGGCGAGGAGCCGUACUGUGCGUUUGCGAUGAAGAUGGCAACUGGCCUAAUCCAGUCUGCAGAGACCUCUUCCAGAUCCUCCACUCUGUUGAACUGACAGGACAAACUCGACUUUCAAAAAACGACUCUUGCUCUCCUACUAAAUUGUACUUAGUCGGUUGCAAUGUCUGCUUUUGUCCUUCAUCCGGUUAUUUGGACCCACAAAUGUGUACUAAUAAGGAAUGCCAAGAAGACGAUCCAGUUAUAGAAGCACCUGUGACGAAUACCACUGCAAAUAAUAAUAACGACACUGAAGAAAAUAUGGAAAUUUACGCAAUGUGUAAUCCCAAAUUUGAAUACGAAAUUGGUUGCAGAAAUUGUGUCUGUCUUACGAAUAACAGACUGCUUUGUGGAAAUUGCUCAAUUGCAACAGAUCAAUAUCCAGUUUCUUUAAGCGAGCGUUCGAAAAAAAUAACUGCUAAUAAAAAUGAACCUGGUGGAUCCAGUAAAUCUGGCAAACUUAACGAAUUUAUCAAACCUAAAAAAUCUGGCAAACCUAAUAAAUCUGGGAAACCCAAAAAACCAAACAGUAUCUGCCGUGGAAAAAAACCAUUCAUUAUUUUUAAAGUUGGCUGCAACCUGUGUCACUGCGGCAGGCAAUUGAAAAUGUUUUGCACUGUUAAAAAAUGUGUCGAUAAAAGUAAAAAACUCCAAUCUUCGUUUGACAUAGACAAUAUAGAAUGGAGUCGAACAGAUUAUAAAGAAGUAGCAGAACCACCAGAUGAUGAAAGCUGUUUACCUGGCACUAUAUUUAAAAGGGAUUGCAAUUAUUGUCAAUGCAGCAAAGUUGUAAACGGUAUGAAACAGUUCGUUUGCACUCUCAAAUUUUGUAGAGGGGAGAGUGCUAUUAAAAAAUUGGAACCCAGGAAAGUAAUUGAAAGACAAAAAAAUAAUUGCGUUCUAGGAACCUUCUAUCAGGAGUUCUGUAAGUUAUGUUAUUGCUUCAUCAAAGAUAAAAUAAAAUAUCAAAUAUGUCGAUUACAUGUAAAAUGUGUAAGAGAUGGUGGUGAUGAUUUAAAGCGUAUAACACUGCAAGGUAAUAUUUUCGAAGACGUGAAAGCAUUGAACGGCUUUUGUGAACCAAUGCGUAGAUAUAAGAAUGAUUGUAACGUUUGUCGAUGUUUAGCCGAUGGGAAGACUGUGGAAUGUACUUCUAAGAUUUGUGCAUUAAGAUCGGAUGAUCUCUUAGUUGAUAUCGUGCCAGUGGUUAUAAAAAAUGGUGAGGUUUGUCCUAAAGGGCAUUCUUAUAAGUUAGAUUGUAAUCUCUGCUUCUGUUUAUCGAACGGCAAUGCAAUUUGUACAACUGCCGACUGUUCUAAGCAAAAUAAAGUUAUUAUGUAAAUAUUUUUGGAAUUUCACUACAAAACGUCAUACUGAUAAUUCAAACAUGAAGUUAGAAUAUUUGCCUGCCUUUUAAUACCUUUUGUUAAUCUAUGAAAUUGAACGUGGAUAAUAUUGAACGACAUUAAAAACCCAAGUAGAAACAGAACAACUUGGAGAAAUAUGGUUAUGAGAGCCGACCCUAACACACACGGGAAAAAGCUAGGUCUAUGUUAAUAUGUUAUUCAAUAAAACUACAAAAUUAAUAAUUAUUCACAAUACUUUAUUCAAAGGACAUAAUAACAAUAGUCGUCUUUUACGUUUCAGUUAAAUUAAUAACUUAAAAAAAACUAUAAGUAACUUAAAAUUAAACAGAAAUUUAAUACAAAUAAAUACAUAAUUAUAUCUAUAGAAAUCAGUUGUGCUUUAUUGUGCAAAAAUAGUUAUAAGUAUUUUUUGUAAGCACAGAACUUUGGUUAAUAUUUCAUUUUGUUUAAAAAGAAAAGGGAUUGAGUAUGGAAAUUAAUAUACCUAAGGCCGAUUUACUCGAAGUGUCCACUAGCAAUAAAAUAUGUAAAAAUCAACUCUGGCAAGUCACUUGCACUUUCAGCUAGAAAAUUUCUGCAAGUUUUUCAUUAAAAACUUGCGCAAUUUCAUUUUUGCAAGUUUAUCGCUUAAAGGACACUUAAUAUAAUAAGGAAGUAUCGAGAAAGUUACAAACAUUCGUUUGAUUAAAAAAAUUAUACGGUCAUAAAUGAAAUUAGUUAAAUAGGUACCAUUAAAAAUUGAACCUUAAAAGUUUUGUGGGCGAUUUUUUAGCAUCAAGCAACCGCUUGUGGCUCGCUAAAUACUUUACAAAACUAAAAAAAUAACAAGAACUUUCAGUCCUCUUUGUAUAAGUAACUAAAAUUAACAAUCUUUGUGCUUAAGCUAUCAACAAAUUGGAUUACU
Maniola jurtina (meadow brown) is the source of this 2858-nucleotide messenger RNA. RefSeq lists its product as uncharacterized. The coding region runs from base 240 to 1928 and encodes 562 amino acids. The transcript has 3 exons. The record is from RefSeq and is a predicted model, not a curated record. NCBI's taxonomy places the organism in Eukaryota, Metazoa, Arthropoda, Insecta, Lepidoptera, Nymphalidae. Gene Ontology annotation, molecular function: peptidase inhibitor activity.